Molecule: messenger RNA, 618 nt
Organism: Rotaria sp. Silwood1
Lineage: Eukaryota; Metazoa; Rotifera; Eurotatoria; Philodinida; Philodinidae
Source: the annotation of a GenBank genome assembly
AUGCAAACACAUUCAACAUUAGAUACAAGUUCAAAUAAUUUAUUUACAAAUAUUGAACGGUUAGGUACACGUGAUUUAUUAUCCUAUGGACAAUUUUCAUAUGAUACUAUAUUAACAUCAAUCCAAAGUAAUAAUACAUUACCAUUAUCAAUUAAUAGUUUAUUUGAUCGAUUAUUUUUUCAUCAUGGUUCAAUUAUAUAUCUAUCUGAUUUAUUUUCACCAUCACAACAUUUAUCAAAUUUAUAUGAUGAAUAUUUUUGUACAUGGUUUGAUGAAGAUGAUUUAAUGAUAUCCUUAAUAAGUUAUAAUUUAUGUAAAUCUAGUAUUUUACUUGGACAAACAACAAAAGAAUAUAAUGAAUUAUAUCUACAUUUAAUUGAACACAAUUUUAAAUUAACUAAAAUUCAUGCAUAUACAUCAUGUUUAUUUUUACUUGAAAAACAAACAAUAAUUGAUAGUUCAUCAAUAAUAUCAUCAUCAGAUAAUAUUCUUAUUGAACUUGUUGAAGAAUUAUAUGAACGUACUAAACAAUCAUCAACAUUACCAUAUGAAGCUUUACUUUUAUUACGUCCUUUAUCAUUAUUACUUGCACAUAUUAGUUUUUUUUUCGUGCUUUAA